AUGGGGCACCACGGGGACAUCAGGCACCCGGGAGACACCAGGCACCAUGGGGGUAACGGGCACCACGGGGACACCAGGCACCACGGGGGCACGGGGCACCACAGGGACAACGGGCACCACAGGGACACCGGGCACCACAGGGACACCGGGCCCCGGGGACACAACAGGCACCAUGGGGACACCGGCACCCCGGGGACAACGGGCCCCACAGGGACAACGGGCACCAUGGGGACACCGGGCACCCGGGGGACAACAGGCACCACAGGGACACCGGGCACCCGGGGGACAACAGGCACCAUGGGGACACCGGGCACCCGGGGGACAACAGGCACCACAGGGACACCGGGCACCACGGGAGUAACGGGCACCAUGGGGACACCGGGCAUCAUAGGUGCAAUGGGCACUGCGGGGACACCGGGCAUCGUGGGGACACCGGGCACCAUGGGAGUAAUGGGCACUGUGGGGACACUGGGCAUCCUGGGGACAACAGGCACCACAGCGGGACAACGGGCACCACAGGGCAACAGGCACCCAGGGGACAACAGGCACCGCGGGGGGGACAACGGGCACCCUGGGACAACAGGCACCCAAGGGACAAUGGGCACCAUGGGGUGA
This is a messenger RNA of Nipponia nippon (crested ibis), 615 nucleotides long. NCBI's taxonomy places the organism in Eukaryota, Metazoa, Chordata, Aves, Pelecaniformes, Threskiornithidae. The record is from RefSeq and is a predicted model, not a curated record.